AUGGCCAACUCUACCCUUGUCCCUAGUACAUUUGCUCUGAGCAACGACGUCGCGAUAGAAGCAGUUCUGAGUGACAUUCCGCUAUUAUGCAUAGGAAUACUUGGCAUGGGCGCAUUUACCGUUUUUCUACUGCUGAGACGUGUAAACCUCUUCGCCAGCUAUCUUUUCGCAUCUUCCUUUCUUGCGUUUGGCGCCGCUGUUCUUGACCUUAGCCAGAUCUUAGCUCGUGGCGACGUAAAUACCGACAAGGAUGGUCUGGCUACAGUCUCUGGCUUUUUCAACGCAAGAGAAAUAUUUCUUGCUCUAUCAGUUGGAUUUAUUUAUAUUUUAUUUUGGACACUUGUCGCCCAGUGUCCGCCAGAGGAAUCCUCUCGACUGCUAGUCGAUAUCAAAGGGCGACACGACGCUAGAGACCCCUUGCACAGCGCUAGUUGGCGUCGCUGGGGGUUUAUUGGAAUAACUCUCAAGUGGAUAUCUCUUUUGGCAUCGAUCAGCAUUCCUCUUUUGCAAAUCUUAUGGAGGAUUGUUAUCAGCCAGCGCAAGUACGGAAACCUCUAUGUGGCAGAAUCAACGAUUGAAACUGUUGUGUCAGCUAUAUUUAUUCUUAAAUUGCUGCUUAAUAUUUACUCAAGCCCGUUAUCAUCUCGCUGGCGGUCAUCUGGAAGAUAUGUGACAUCCAUAUUCUCCCUCAUCAUCAGCGCUGGUCUUGGUGUUGGCAACCUUAUCAUUUUUUCUUUUUCUGAAACAUCGCUGGGUCGAUUUCUUCGAGCGGUGGAAAUCUAUAUUCUGAUCUUGUAUUCCCUCGUCAUAACAUUUUCCACACUGCCUGCCCGGCAUAGACACUGCACUACCAAAGAAAGUAAUACCAAAAUAACGCCUUCCAGAGAUAUGGAUUAUUCUACAGGUUUCCCAAUGUUUUUAGAUCGGCGAAUCUCAAGCAUUUCAUUCAUGAGGGGCUCUCAAUCCGACCCAGCCAAAAAAAUGGGUUGGGAUCAGAAUCGGGAGCUUGGUUUGGCCCCUAGGAUUCCCUCUAUUGCACUAUACCCCGCCGUCAGCGUGGAUCAAUGGGAAGCCGAGAGCCCGCACUCCUCGGUUUCAAAGAAUAUAACCUCCUCGUCUGGCGGCAACAGUCCUUAUGAAAGAGGCGCCUACGGAGCAGUUAACAUAAACCGCCCCUUAACCGAUCUGUCUUUGACCUACUACACAAUGAAUUUGCGCACGCCUGAACCCGGAGAAAUGCAGGAGACGAUGAUUAAUGGGACUGAGACCCCGGAUUUAGCCCUGCAACAAGGAGAACGCGAUGAACGGCUUGACGCCAACGCAACUCUGCCUCCUAGCAGACCAGGCAGCAGCGUUAGCUCGUUUGAAGAGCUACUCCGUCGGCAAUCUGAGCUUGAUAGGAGCAUCGCCGCUCUUCGAUUGCUUUCUCCUCGCCUGGCUUUUUCAAAAGCGACGCCUCUUGCCCAUCAGACAAACGGGUCUUCCGAUCAAUUUGUUCCUCUCCCCACGACUCUAUCGAGGAAUACACUUACAGCUUCUUUAGUUACGAGCAAGCCGGAGUCAGCAUCCGCUCUUAGCGACUUUUCUCUCUCCAUUUUUCCAGACCCGCCUGCGCCAAGCAAUGUCCCUCUGCUGUCUUCAGGCGUUCCCGGGGAGACAACCUCACCAGAUGCCGCCCUCAAUGACGCGCCAAAUAAUAUUCAUACUGGUGUUCUUUCAGUUCAGGUUCCGAUACGGAGGGCAUCAUCCUCGUUGGCCCAGCAGGUCUCCAUCAGUGCGAUAUUCGACUCAGAAGGAACGCAAUAUGAUGUCACUUCUUUCGUUGGUGGACUGGCUGGGCCAACAAGGGGAGUCUUUCCUGAAGGUAAUUUCAGGGACCCCUCAUUCCUCGACGAAAUCGAUCUGGAGGAUGAAACUACUCCGACAAUCACGACAUCAUUUUCCGUCCCUUCUCGACGUCUGCGACCAAUGAUACUAGCUUCGACAGUUACACCCCGAGUGUCGUCUGACUCACCAUCGGAAGCCUCAGCAUCCCGUGCCCCUGACUCCAACCCAUUGACUGUUGACAGUAGCGUAGCGCCUAUGCCGCUGCGACCAUUCUUGCUGGGAACAUCAUCUCCAUUGAUGCCAUCGUCCACAAUGGUGCCUGUUGGGUUCCGCAGAAUUAGAGCAGUUUCUGGGAGAAGACCGACAAUCAGCGGCCCACGCCCCCCAACCCCUGACGGGCGAGGAGAUCAAGCGCCCGGCGCGUUUGAACGCCCGAGGCCUCCGCCGUUGAUUUUGAGUAACCCUAACUGGUAG
Molecule: messenger RNA, 2301 nt
Organism: Laccaria bicolor S238N-H82
Lineage: Eukaryota; Fungi; Basidiomycota; Agaricomycetes; Agaricales; Hydnangiaceae
Exons: 5
Coding region: 1-2301 (766 amino acids)
Source: RefSeq, a predicted model, not a curated record